Messenger RNA from Oncorhynchus tshawytscha (Chinook salmon), 1565 nucleotides. It is a transcript of the gene rpia, whose product is annotated as ribose 5-phosphate isomerase A (ribose 5-phosphate epimerase). Gene Ontology annotation, biological process: pentose-phosphate shunt, non-oxidative branch; D-ribose metabolic process. Gene Ontology annotation, molecular function: ribose-5-phosphate isomerase activity. NCBI's taxonomy places the organism in Eukaryota, Metazoa, Chordata, Actinopteri, Salmoniformes, Salmonidae. The record is from RefSeq and is a predicted model, not a curated record. Gene Ontology annotation, cellular component: intracellular membrane-bounded organelle. The coding region runs from base 151 to 858 and encodes 235 amino acids. The transcript has 9 exons.
ACCGAAGUAGAAGUUUUUACCACGUUGGUCAAGUGGCAGCAGACUCCUGCGAAGUCAUCAACACACUACGCUUCUUUUACAGCACAUUUUCUGCAGGAGGUUGUUGCACCAGGACAGUUCUGCAGGAGGCUUUAGGGUCACAGAGGCGUCAUGGCAGAAGAGGCCAAGAAACUAGCAGGCUACGCUGCGGUGGAUAACCAUGUCCAGAACAACCAGGUGGUUGGAGUGGGCAGUGGAUCCACCAUUGUGUAUGCUGUAGACAGACUGGCGGAGAGGGUUCGUCAGGAGAAACUCAACAUCGUGUGUGUCCCCACCUCCUUCCAGGCUCGUCAGUUGAUUCUGCAGCAUGGUCUAACCCUAUCGGAUCUGGACAGACACCCAGAGCUGGAUGUGGCCAUCGACGGAGCGGACGAGGUGGAUGCAGCUCUCACACUCAUCAAGGGAGGAGGAGGCUGUCUGACUCAGGAGAAGAUCGUAGCCGGCUGUGCCAAACACUUCAUCGUCAUCGCUGACUUCAGGAAGGACUCCUCGGUCCUGGGCCAGCAGUGGAAGAAGGGUGUUCCUAUUGAGGUGAUCCCUAUGGCCUACGUCCCCGUCUCCAGGACUAUAGCCAAGCGCUUCGGAGGGGAGGCAGUACUCCGCAUGGCCGUCAGUAAAGCUGGUCCUGUGGUAACAGACAACAGUAACUUCAUUCUGGACUGGAAGUUUGAACACGCUCAGAACUGGAAGGAGGUCAAUACCGCUAUUAAGAUGAUACCAGGUGUGGUAGAGACAGGUCUGUUUGUGGGGAUGGCUGAGAGGGUGUACUUUGGGAUGGAGGAUGGCAGUGUUCGUGUGAGAGACCCUCCAGUCAUCUGACCUGUCUGGGAGCUGGCACCUUCCACCAACCUCCCUGUCUGGGACCACCAUCUAAACCACAGUACCUUCUAGUCUGGGACCACCAUCUAAACCACAGUACCUUCUAUUCUGGGACCACCAUCUAAACCACAGUACCUUCUAUUCUGGGACCACCAUCUAAACCACAGUACCUUCUAGUCUGGGACCACCAUCUAAACCACAGUACCUUCUAGUCUGGGACCACCAUCUAAACCACAGUACCUUCUAUUCUGGGACCACCAUCUAAACCACAGUACCUUCUAUUCUGGGACCACCAUCUAAACCACAGUACCUUCUAUUCUGGGACCACCAUCUAAACCACAGUACCUUCUAGUCUGGGACCACCAUCUAAACCACAGUGCCUUCUAUUCUGGGACCACCAUCUAAACCACAGUACCUUGUAUAUUGAGUCCCAAAUGGCACCCUAUCCUUUACAAAGUGCACUACUUUUGACCAGCCCUAUGGGUUAUGAUGGGGUUAGGGUCCUAUGUAGUGGAUAGGGCGCCAUUGGGGGAAACAGACAAUAUUGGCUAUUACCUAUGGACUCUGCCUGAUCUGCCAGACUGAAUGGUGUGAGGCCAACCUGUUAUACAACAUCUACCAUGACCUGUAUAGGCUCUACUUUUUUGUAUGUUUAUAAGUUGAAUAAUGUAUGUACACAUAAAUACAUUAAAGUGCUUGAUGCUAAA